Messenger RNA from Sphaeramia orbicularis (orbiculate cardinalfish), 1117 nucleotides. RefSeq names its product eukaryotic translation elongation factor 1 epsilon 1 (gene eef1e1). NCBI's taxonomy places the organism in Eukaryota, Metazoa, Chordata, Actinopteri, Kurtiformes, Apogonidae. The record is from RefSeq and is a predicted model, not a curated record. Gene Ontology annotation, biological process: positive regulation of DNA damage response, signal transduction by p53 class mediator. Gene Ontology annotation, cellular component: nucleus; aminoacyl-tRNA synthetase multienzyme complex; cytoplasm. The coding region runs from base 28 to 549 and encodes 173 amino acids. The transcript has 4 exons.
CUAUUCCACCCUCCGACAGUCAGAAACAUGGCGUUACGAGAGCUAUCGUCGCUGGAAAAAUAUUUAGGACUGAAAAAGCCUAACAAGUACAGUACACAGGGGGACAAAAAGAUACCUGUGCUACAGAAUAAUAAUGGUCCUCCACUGGUGGGACUAGUGACCAUCGCCUGUCAUCUGGUGAAAGAGGCCAAGCGUCCAGAGCUGCUGGGUGAUUCUGCAGAGAGCAGGGCUGUGGUACAGCAGUGGUUAGAGUUCAGAGUCACCAGACUGGACAGCUACUCCAAAGAAGACAUCAAGACCAUCCUGAAGGAUCUCAAUGCCUAUUUGCAAGACAAGGUUUACAUGGCCGGGAACCAGUUCACCUUAGCUGAUACCCUCAUCUACUACGGAAUCCAUCCACUCAUUGUGGACUUGGCCAUCCAGGAGAAGGAGCAGUACGUGAAUGUGACGCGAUGGUUCAACCACAUCCAGCACUACCCCGGCAUCCGACACCACCUCCCUCCAGUAGUUGUGCUCAGAAACAGAAUUUACACAAGCAGACACCACUGAGACUUCACCCGAAUCAACCCGACUCGCAACAACCCCGUCUGAGUUUUUGAUCCCCACGAUUAUUUUUUAAAAUCCAAUCCACAGUUUGUUGUUUUCCAUACACUCAUUUUAUCCAAGGGUUCUUGUUAUUCUGGUUACUUCUGUCUUCAUGUUUUGUUCUGGGCUACAUGCCUCGAUAUUAUUUCAGUUCAGAGACUCUGACUUAACCUUCAACCUGCAUGUUUAACUAAGAAGAACAGGUACUUCUUCAUCUCUAAGGGAAUACAUGUUAAUAAAAAUGUUGAAUGUGUCAAAACGUUUUUUUUUUUUAAAUUUUGUUGCACAGUUAGGUGAUGACUUAGUGUUAACUAGUAGAAAGGUCAUUUUAACCAUCCAUGGAUUCAUGCACACUAAGGUUAUUUAUACAAACUUUGAUGUCUUAACCAAUGCAAAGCCAAGGGAGCAACAUUAUGGGACAGUUACAGUUGUGUUUUAUGUUUUUGUGCAACUUAAACUGUUUUUGUUGUAAGUGAUGAAGGCUGUGCUGCAGUGAAAGGUGCUGCUAACUUGAUUAAAAUUUGUUAAUAUA